Messenger RNA from Emiliania huxleyi CCMP1516, 210 nucleotides. RefSeq lists its product as hypothetical. Gene Ontology annotation, molecular function: ubiquitin-protein transferase activity. Gene Ontology annotation, biological process: protein ubiquitination. The annotation marks the transcript as partial. The record is from RefSeq and is a predicted model, not a curated record. NCBI's taxonomy places the organism in Eukaryota, Haptophyta, Isochrysidales, Noelaerhabdaceae. The transcript has a single exon.
GAGCGCCCUACCGAGCACAUCUGCCCCAUCAGUCUUCAGCGCAUGAUUGAGCCAGUAAUUGCGGCCGACGGUCGCACGUACGAGCGCACUGCGAUCCAGGAGUGGUUCUUCAGAGGCCGUCUUGACAGCCCGUGCACACGCGAGCAGAUGCCACACCGCGAGCUCGUGCCGAAUCAUGCCCUGCGUGUGCUCAUCCGCGAUUGGGCGCAG